GGUCGAAGUUCUUGUUGUCAAAUGUGUAGACUUGCACUGACGACUUACCGAUUUUCAGACAAUAUCCGAGGCCUUCCAGCAACUCGUCAAUAUCGUCCACCAACGUGUCCAAAACAAAAAUUGGAGGUGGCCUACACUGAAGAUAAAAAUUACGCCCAAAAUGUGUCACAGCUACACAUUGGAUGUGUCAACCGCGUUGAUUUAGAAUCGAUGUGUCGAUUUUACACAUCGGUCUGGUUUUUGCCCCAAAAUCCAUCCAAUGUGUAAACUUUUUUGCGACUGCUGCACAAAGUUGCCGCCAGGUGCGCGCAGGUCGCGAGCUGUCAAACUGUUAGAGUUUUUUUCGCAGCGUGGUUCACUUUUCGGGUUCGUCCGGGAUUAUUAUCUUUUAAGUUCGAUCUAUUUGGCCAGCGGAAUAAACUUGGUUCCUGGACGAAGAUUUACUUUUCGGACCGGAUUUCCGGACAACCUCAGUAUUCAGAGUGUUAGCACUUUUCCAGUGUCCAGUUUGAGUGCAGCUGCUUCUCCUACUAGCACAGGUUCUCUGGAUCUGGACCUCCGCCAACGUGUCCACAAUCCACCCUUCGGGCGGCUCGGUCAGCCGAAUUCGAGCUGGAAUCCGCUACAAGUGCCUGCGUACAUUCCGCAACAGCCUCAGCUGACGUACAAGUCGAUGGCGCGGUCAAAGCUCACGUGGCACACCCCGCCCAACCACCAAGACCAACUGUAAAACUUUAUGUCCGCAAAUUUAUGUCCAAGCAACAACAAGUUCGAGGGCGCGGUCCUGCCACCGACCCUACCGGAACGAUCCCCGCAGAGAGCGGUAAAAGCUGGCAACGACCGUGCGCGAUCCGCCAUCGAUCAGCUGCUGUUCCAGCGGGCGGACAAGAUCGAGUUCGAGUCGAAUGUGCAUACGGCCGCCCGCGAGCGAAAGGAACUAAGCGUCCACUCCAUCUUCCGCAUUCCGACGACCGCCAAGCAACCGUCCCGGUCGCCGUAGGACGUUACCUCAUCGACGCAGCACGACAACGAGCAGCAGCACUACCAAGAAAAUUAGACCCGCCGCUAACAGU
Messenger RNA from Culex pipiens pallens (northern house mosquito), 1073 nucleotides. RefSeq lists its product as uncharacterized. NCBI's taxonomy places the organism in Eukaryota, Metazoa, Arthropoda, Insecta, Diptera, Culicidae. The coding region runs from base 737 to 1000 and encodes 87 amino acids. The record is from RefSeq and is a predicted model, not a curated record. The transcript has 4 exons.